AUGGUAAUAUCAUCACCAGGAUAUCUUGGUGAUAUUAAAAAAAUAUCGCAAGAAUAUCCAGAUUGUAUAGGUCCAAACUUCAAGUGGCCUAAUUCAAUGAAUGAUCUUGACAGAGAAACUGCUUUCUUUUAUAUAGCAGAUGAUAGUGCUUUAGAAUUUGAUGAUGAAACAGGAUUUAAUAUGAUCUUCUUCUUUGAUAAUAUAGACAAAGAUACAUUUAAUGAGGAUAGUAAAGAAUUAGUAAAUCUUGAAGAUAAAAUGCCAGGUUACCAAUAG
Molecule: messenger RNA, 276 nt
Organism: Diversispora eburnea
Lineage: Eukaryota; Fungi; Glomeromycota; Glomeromycetes; Diversisporales; Diversisporaceae
Source: the annotation of a GenBank genome assembly